UAUACACCGGAAGUUACAUGUGCUAUUGUGGUCGCCUUGACAAUGAGGGGCUCGGAGUUGUCGAAAAGAAAAAAAAGUCAGCCAGCAGUUUUCACAGCGGAGACCAGGCACCAGGAGAACAGCUUUCCUGUCGCGACUGCCAGAAUUUUUACUUUAGAAAAGUUACUCCCACUCGAGAAACUACUCGCAGAACUGAUGAUACAAACCAAAGACAUCUACAGCAAGUUUAUCGGGCUAAAGUUGUUGUCUUAAACUGUGGGGAAAUGGGUUUUUGCCAGACGUGGUGUGUUGCGCUCCUGCUGCCUCUGCUGAUAGCAGCUCAGUACCAAGGGGACAACGGGAUAGUCGUCCCGGAACAUGGAUUCUGUCAGCCGAUUUCGAUUCCCCUGUGCACGGACAUAGCCUACAACCAGACCAUCAUGCCAAACUUGGUGGGCCACUACAACCAGGAGGACGCAGGGCUCGAGGUGCACCAGUUCUACCCGCUCGUGAAGGUACAGUGUUCGCCGGAGCUGAAAUUCUUCCUGUGCUCCAUGUACGCGCCCGUCUGCACGGUUCUGGAGAAGGCCAUUCCUCCGUGCAGGUCCAUCUGCGAGCGAGCCAAGCAGGGCUGCGAGGCUCUCAUGAACAAGUUCGGCUUCCAGUGGCCGGAGCGACUGCGCUGCGAGAACUUCCCCGUGCUGGGGGACGAGCAGCAGAUCUGUGUGGGCCAGAACGACUCCUCCGCCGCCACCGUCCCACCCAUCAUUCACGUCCCGGGGACCCAAGAUCCCCCCGUGGUCCCCGCGCACGACAGGCCCUUCCGGUGUCCGCCUGUUCUCAAAGUGCCCCCCUAUCUGAAUUAUAAGUUUUUGGAGGAGAGUGAUUGUGCUGCUCCCUGUGAGCCCACCAGGAGCGGUGGGAACAUGUUCUUCACUGACAAAGAGAUCCACUUCUCCCGCAUAUGGAUUCUGGUGUGGUCUGUGCUUUGCUGCGCAUCUACAUUAUUCACUGUAACCACCUAUUUAGUGGACAUGCAGCGCUUUAGGUACCCUGAGCGGCCUAUCAUCUUCCUGUCUGGCUGCUACACCAUGGUCUCCAUAGCCUACAUAGCUGGCUACUUCCUGGGGGACAAGGUGGUGUGCAACGAGAGCUUCGCCCCUGAUGGCUAUAAAACCAUCGUCCAAGGUACCAAAAAGGAAGGCUGCACCAUCCUCUUCAUGAUGCUCUACUUCUUCAGCAUGGCCAGCUCCAUCUGGUGGGUCAUCCUGUCACUCACCUGGUUCCUGGCCGCGGGCAUGAAGUGGGGCCACGAGGCCAUUGAGGCCAACUCCCAGUAUUUUCAUCUAGCAGCCUGGGCAGUGCCGGCCAUCAAGACCAUCAGCAUCCUGGCCAUCGGGCAGAUCGAGGGUGACGUGCUGAGCGGCGUCUGCUUCGUCAGCCUCAGCAACCUGGACCCCCUCCGUGGCUUUGUGUUGGCCCCUCUCUUCAUCUAUCUCUUCAUCGGCACCUCUUUCCUGCUGGCUGGUUUUGUGUCGCUGUUCCGGAUCCGCACCAUCAUGAAGCAUGACGGCACCAAGACAGAGAAGCUGGAGCGGCUCAUGGUGCGGAUCGGCGUGUUCAGCGUGCUCUACACUGUGCCUGCCACCAUUGUGAUCGCCUGCUUCUUCUACGAGCAGGCCUUCCGUUCCCACUGGGAGCGCAGCUGGGUGAGCCAUAACUGCAGGGGCCUGGCCAUCCCCUGCCCUUUGCAGACCGGGCCCCGCAUGACCCCGGACUUCACCGUCUACAUGAUCAAGUAUCUGAUGACACUGAUAGUGGGUAUCACCUCUGGUUUCUGGAUCUGGUCUGGAAAGACUCUACACUCCUGGCACAAGUUCUACACAAGGCUGACGAACGGCAAACACGGAGAGACCACUGUGUAGAGUGAUGUUGCGGGGACUGAUUGUGUAUUAAUACCUGUUUUCUCUUGCGAUAGGUAAGUAGCACAGUGAGUCGCGAUAGGUUUUCCCCACAGCAUUCUUACUCGCCUCAGCUUUAUAGCCACACAAUGCAUGCCAGACUGAGGGUCAGGGUUUGACAAAAGGGCAAGCUGUAUAAACAAGGACUGAACCUGACUGUCUGAACAAAUAACAAGCAUGGCUAUGGACGCCAUGUGCUGAAAUGCUGUCCUCCCCCCUCUCCGGCUCUUUUCUUAGAGCCACGAUAAACUCAAAGGAGUGAUGAUCCCCUGCAGCCGAGAGCAUAGAGAGGGGUGGGGGGGACCCGAGCAGCAGGAGAGCGGCAGUAUAUUAUCUCUGUAAGCAUUUCAUAAGUGAAAUUGUAAAUAGUAUUUGUACAAACAUGAAAUUUUUAUAUUUGUAUUUAAAGAAAAGUAAAUACUUCUCAUUCUCUGCCAGUGUACCUGCUUUACCUUCGCACUGUAAAAAAAAAAAAAAAGCCACCUCCUGUAGAUCUUGUCAUGUUCAUUAUUUGUUAAUUGCUGAUUAUAAAUUCCAUGUUUUUUUAUGGAUUUAAAGAAUGUCUUCAUUUCAGACUGUUGGGUGAUAUCCAAGAAGAUCUUUCAGUCUAGCUCGCUGCACUUUGACUCCUCUUUAACUAAAAACAUGUGGCUGAGACUGAGCUCAGACUCAGAUAUCAUCAAGUGCCUGAUUUGUUCAAGAGGAAAGUGAUUAUCGAGUAGCUUUCUUCCUUUUCUUUUUCCUUCCUUAUGUUCAGUAUUCUUUCAUGAUUAAAUAAUGUUUUGAUAACAAGUUAUUUUCUUUGAUAAAAGAACAGCCAUGUUGGCUUUUUUUUUUCCGAAGGGGGUUGAGGGCUGUGUCACACCUGAACAUCUGUUGCCUCAGACUGGCAGGCAACAGUAAAAGAUUAUUGGAAUGCUUAAUGGAAAUUAGCUUCUCACACAAGUAUGUAGCCAUCUGGUAAAUACCGCAGUGAGUUUGAACCAAAACUGUCAAUUAAACUCGCUUCUACUGUGAAAUGCUUAUCACCCAAAUUUGUCAAUAUAUUCUGAAACAUU
Messenger RNA from Acanthopagrus latus (yellowfin seabream), 2998 nucleotides. RefSeq names its product frizzled class receptor 2 (gene fzd2). Gene Ontology annotation, molecular function: Wnt-protein binding; Wnt receptor activity. The coding region runs from base 18 to 1904 and encodes 628 amino acids. The record is from RefSeq and is a predicted model, not a curated record. Gene Ontology annotation, cellular component: plasma membrane. Gene Ontology annotation, biological process: non-canonical Wnt signaling pathway; canonical Wnt signaling pathway. Lineage: Eukaryota; Metazoa; Chordata; Actinopteri; Spariformes; Sparidae. The transcript has a single exon.